CCAGGUUUGAACCGAAAAAGGCGGUCUUGGGGUUCAAGCGACGAUGAACGUGCUGAGCUCCGUGAAGGGCUACAUGGCCAACGUCUUUGACAUGGGCGGCCAGCAGACCGGCGCCGUCGACGUCGUCGCGAUCCAGCACGAGGCGUCGGUGCGCACGACGCCGUUCCAUGCGCGCUUUGGGCGGCUCGACGUCCCAAGCACGGACGACCGCCGCGUGACGCUGCUCGUGAAUGGCGUCGCCAUCGACAACGUCUUGCUCGAGCUUGACGGCCGCGGCGAGGUCUACUUUGUGGAUGAUGAGCCAAGCCCAAGCCGAGACAGCUUGACCCUGGAGCUCGAGCUCGAGAACCUCUCGAUCGACGAGACAAGCCCGUCCUUCAUCACGUCGCUACCUCCGUUUAGCCCGCUCCAAGGACCGAUGGAUGGCGAUGGCCCGAUGCCAACGACGAUGCUCGACUCGCCCGACCAUCGGCUCUACUUUGACGCACUCGACGACAAGCGCAGCGCACCCAACUCGGUCGAGAAAGGCUCAUCGUUUGGCCCGAAUCAGCGCAACCCGAGCGUGUACUUUGACGCGAUGGAGCGCCACUCGCUUCUCGAUGCAGACCUGGACGAUUACAUGGCCGAGCCCAAUGACGCAAGUGGUAGCCCUCUCGGGGACGACGCACCGCAGCUGUCGCUCUGUGGCCACUUGCUGCAGCCGUCGCUCGGUGCCGACAAGGUUGCCGCCCUUGUCGCCGCGCACGCAGUGUCGGCUGCUGAUUUUCGGGCGAAUCCGCUUGGCAUCCUCCAGCACCCGCACUUGAUGGUGUCGGUGCACGGCCUCGUCCACCCCUACGACGUCUUUAUGCAGGCGUAUUUCGUUUCCAAGGUCUGCUUCCCCAAGCGGACGACACCGGCAAGUGUGGCGGCGCUCUCGCCGACGCCGUCGAUCACAGUCGGCACUUUGGAGGAAGGGUCUCGGCUCGUUCGCUCCGAGAGCGACCCGCUGCGCUGGUUCCAGUGGUUUGCACCGUCGGACGCGUCGACGGCCAGCAACACGUCGUCGUCAGUGACGUCGUCGACAAGCCCGAGCCGCAGCCACGCGAAUGCGACCGAGCUCGCCGCCAUGGGCUUUGUCUAUGGCGACAACGCGAUCGAGUUUGCCGUGCCCGGGGCACCCAAGCGCGCGUCCGCGGUCGUCUACUUUUGGCACGCGUCGAGCAAGCUCAUCUUUGUCGACAUUGACACAGCGCUGACCGCAACGACCAAGAGCAGCUUGUACCCCGGGGUCGCGUACUUUCUCGAAAGCGUCGCGGCCAACGGGUACCAUGUCGUGUACACGACCGCCAUACGCGGACGAAUGCCGCCGGCCGCGCUGCCCCGGGGCCCGGUCUGCGCGGCACCGCUCGCGUCGCUCUUGCAGUCGCUUCGGUCGCUCUUCCCGUCCGACAUGAGUCCGUUCUACGCGGCAUUUGCCAAUCGAGCGUCGCUGCAGCUCUUGAUCCAAGCCGGCGUUCCCAGCGGCCGCGCGUUCGCCGUCGAGGACGGCUGCGUCGCGUCGGCGCGCGUCAUGUCGUCGUACGAGCGCUUGGUCGAGCCCCGCGUCUUUGGAGCCAUGUUCCCGCCCAUUUAUUCGGUGGCCGUGUGCAAGCACCAGACGCCGAUCCAGCUGACGCCGAGCUUGAGCCCUAACGCCGGGUUGCUUGCGAGCCGCCGGCACACGCGCACGACCGGCGACGAAGCGUACAACGACGUCAACUUUUGGCGUGUCCCUCCGAGUACUAUUUAAGCACCUCGAUACAUUGAUACUUUUCAAAUCGA
This is a messenger RNA of Saprolegnia diclina VS20, 1803 nucleotides long. RefSeq lists its product as hypothetical. Gene Ontology annotation, molecular function: phosphatidate phosphatase activity. The record is from RefSeq and is a predicted model, not a curated record. The transcript is spliced from 5 exons. The coding region runs from base 44 to 1771 and encodes 575 amino acids. Lineage: Eukaryota; Oomycota; Saprolegniomycetes; Saprolegniales; Saprolegniaceae.